CGAUACAUUAUUUAAUUCGACGUUCGCGUGAACGGGUGGUACCAUAAAAUUAGCUUAAAACGAUUACAAGUCGCAAAGGUGCAGGUAUUAAAUAAUAAUAAACAAUUUACCAUGUCCGAAGAGCAGUCGCGGACUAUGGAAACCGAUCAAAUACACUUUGUGCGCGAAAAGCUGCAAAAGUUUCAGAGCAAAAUGUUGCUUGACUUUGAUCAGCGAUUGUCCUGCUUGAUCGAGGAUGUGCUGCAGGACAUACGACAGCAAGAGUUGCGUGCGCACGAAUUCCGGCACUUUGAUAUCUCCACUUCCAGGGAGAGGGGCCCAGUGGCCAAUGCCACAUGGCACAAUCGACGGCAGCUAGCAUCUUCGAUCAAAUCAACGACAGACUUUGACGUAAUCGACUACCCAAAUGGGCAGGCGGAUGCCCAAAAUGAAACGACCAAAGCGCAAACACAACAACAACAGCAAGCGGAACAAAGAAGACGACGUCAGCUGCCGGACAAAGUGUUUGUGACUCGCGAAUCGUAUUUGACGGCAUUGCUCCAGGUGGAGCACAUGCGCACCAUUUAUCACAUAUUCGGCAUAAUUCUGGUAAUGUUUCUGCUCAACGUCAUUUGCUACGACUACUUUGUCGAGGGCAACUUCAAUCUUGGCCUGGGCACAUUCCGGGGCGGCCUCAAACGCCUCCAUUGGGUUAUGGGCGUUUGGCUGCUGGAGCACAUCUUUGUGCUGACCUUGUUCUAUGCAUUCCAGGGCUGGGCUGUAGUGCGUGCCAAGCUGCAAUCUUACAGCUCGUUGCAGCGCUUUUGGUCGCACAGCUGCCUGAUCCUGUAUGUGAGUGCCCAGCUGGUGUUUGGCUAUGUGUCCACCUCGUUGUGCCUGAAGUUCCAGCUGCCGUUUGUGAGUGCCUGUGUGCUGCUCCUGGAGAGCACUCGACUCUUGAUGAAGAUGCACGCUUUUGUGCGCUACAAUGCGGAACGAGUGCUGCUCGGCAAGCAGAAGACAGAUGAUGAUGAUCUCCAACAUCCUGCACGUUCUCCGUAUGUGCCGCCACUGCAUUGCUAUGUGUACUUUCUGUUUGCGCCCACACUCAUCUAUCGGGAUAGCUAUCCACGCACCUCGCACAUUCGCUGGAAGUUUGCGCUAUGCCGCCUCCUGGAGAUUGUUGCGAUUGCAUUUCUGUAUGCCUUCAUCCACGAGCGGCACAUUCACGAGCAUUUCGGCAAGAUUGGCAAGGAGUCGCUGGGUGCACCACAAUUGAUCGUCAAGUUCUUUGGCAUGAUUCUGCCGAGUGCGGUAAUCUUCUUGUGCGGCUUCUAUAUGAUACUGCACUCGUGGCUGAACUUUACAUCGGAGUUACUGCGUUUCGGGGAUCGCAUGUUCUACAAAGACUGGUGGACAUCCCACACUUACGAUAGCUACUAUCGCAACUGGAACGUCGUCGUCCACGAUUGGCUCUACGAGUAUGUUUAUCGGGAUGUCUACAGGCACAUUUUCAAGGGCUCCAAGCUGGCUGCAUCGCUGCUGGUGUUCAUGAUAUCGGCACUGGUGCAUGAACAGGUGCUGGGAUUUGCGCUCCAAGUGUUCUUCCCGGUGAUGUUUGUGCUGUUUGGUGGUGUGGGCGUAGCAUUGGUGUUCCUCAUGCGCAGAGCCCCCAAGAAGCUGGGCAACAUAUUGCUCUGGUUCUCGCUGAUCUCUGGCAACGGCAUGCUGAUCUCACUGUAUGCCAUGGAGUAUUAUGCAAAGCGUAAUUGUCAGCUGGAAAUGGUCAGUUGGUCGGAUUAUUUAACGCCAGCGAUCUGGCGUUGCUAUCAUUAGUUGUUCGAACAAAAAUCUUAUGUUUAGAGUUCUAGUUGUAAUUUGUACACAAAUACGUUUUGUAUUUUAUACUUAAAUAAACUUAAUGAACAAUUCA
This is a messenger RNA of Drosophila grimshawi, 1912 nucleotides long. RefSeq names its product sterol O-acyltransferase 1. The coding region runs from base 112 to 1815 and encodes 567 amino acids. Gene Ontology annotation, cellular component: endoplasmic reticulum membrane. Gene Ontology annotation, biological process: cholesterol metabolic process. NCBI's taxonomy places the organism in Eukaryota, Metazoa, Arthropoda, Insecta, Diptera, Drosophilidae. The record is from RefSeq and is a predicted model, not a curated record. The transcript has 2 exons.